GGUGCUUGUCAGCGUUGUAUCCUCCAUCGUCGGCCAUAUUCCUUCGGCUGUUAUCAACCUUCCCUCAGCGAUUGCCGUAUCUGACGUCGUCGAUGCCACCGCAGUCGUCUCAGGCCUCUCAUCUUUGGUUGCAAGUGUUCUGCAGUCAGCUUCAGUCAUUAUGCCGCUUCCAACAACAGCUCCUCAGCUCCCUGAAGACUUGCCUACCGACGGAAAUCUUUGUACUGGAGUCAAGUAUGAGAGCGGGAUUCCUACUUUCAUUGCUGUUCCUUGCCCUGGGCAGUCUUCCCCUCCCGCCACGCCGGCGGCACCUUUAUCUAACGUACCAGCUUCGAGUUCUGCAGUCAUCCCAGCCGACCCUCCUGUAUCUUCUCAAGCUGAACUUUCCACUCCUGCAGCAACUCCGGCAGCUGGAGCUUCACAGCCGUCCCCAACAGCAUCGUCUCCGGCUGGUGGUGCAAACGCUACUCCUCCUGCUAGCUCUCUUUCGACACAAGCUGGAGCCGGAGGCCCUGGAAACAAUGGCCACCCACAGAAUACUGCCCCAGCAGGUCAGCCUCAAUCACCUGUGCAAUCUUCGAGUCCGGUGGAUCCCAGGCCAGCCAAUCCUCCACCUGCUGCUACUCAAGCCCCCAACCAGGCAAGUAGCGGUGCAGGAGGUUCGCCACCGGCAUCAGCUCCUGCAGCCAGCCCCCUGACAACGUUGACUGUCGCUGCCGGAACACCCGUCUCCAUGCCAAACGGCGUGCCAGCCAACAGCGGAAACGGACAGAGCCCCUCUCCGACUUCUCAGACAGGCGGCUCGGUCUUCGGAGUUGACGAGGGACAAGAUCCUGCCUCUGGAAACAUACCACCAGGCACACCAGUCAUCCCCAUUUCCGAUUGCCCUGCCGUUGUUCAAUGCCCUGCAUGCCCGGCUUCCCCAGCAAAACCUCCUUCCGGCUCAUGUCCUUGCCCUGGUCGAGGCUA
Messenger RNA from Colletotrichum acutatum, 969 nucleotides. RefSeq lists its product as uncharacterized. The transcript is spliced from 2 exons. Lineage: Eukaryota; Fungi; Ascomycota; Sordariomycetes; Glomerellales; Glomerellaceae. The coding region runs from base 93 to 698 and encodes 201 amino acids. The record is from RefSeq and is a predicted model, not a curated record.